This is a messenger RNA of Racocetra fulgida, 4090 nucleotides long. The record is from the annotation of a GenBank genome assembly. NCBI's taxonomy places the organism in Eukaryota, Fungi, Glomeromycota, Glomeromycetes, Diversisporales, Gigasporaceae.
AUGGAGUUAAAAUUGUUUAAUUCACAGGCUAAAGAGUUAGUAGGAUUAAAACUGGAAGCGGGGAAUGAUAUAACCAUCUAUUUAUGUGGACCCACGGUUUACGACCAUAUUCAUAUCGGUAAUUUACGACCGGUGAUUAUUUUUGAUGUUCUUCAUCGUUUAUUGCUAACCCUAGGCGUGAGCGUAAAUUACGUGCAAAAUAUUACUGAUAUUGAUGACAAAAUUAUUGUUAAGGCCCAACAGGAAAAAUCGUCUGAGAAAAAAAUUACUAGCCAUUAUACCAGGGCUUAUUUGGCUAACUUAGUGUGGUAUAAUAUCCUUUUUCCAACUUAUUUUCCCCGUGUAAGCGAUUAUAUUCCUUUUAUUCAAAGAUUCAUUAAAAAUUUACUCGCAAAAAACGCCGCUUACCAGCAAGCAGAAGAAGUGCUUUUUAACGUAGCCGGCCAACCAAACUACGGGGAGAUACCCGGAAAAUUACUUCAACUGCUAAAAGAGAUAAAAAAGAUUUUGUUUUGUGAAAAAAAACCGCCGUGGGAAUUAACUGGUCUUCGCCAUGAGGGGAAGGCCGACCAGGAUGACAUACCGACCCAUAUCCAUCAAGACCAAGAAAAAAUGUCAAAGUCGUUGGGAAAUGUUAUUUUAGCCAAACAUUUUCACCAAAAAUACGGGUCUAAUGUUCUUCGUUAUUUAGUCUCAAACAGUCGUUAUAAUCAAGUAAUUAAUCUCAGCGAGGAGUUAAUUCAACAAGCAACAAAUUACACUCAGAAAAUUAUCAACUUACUCAAAAAAUUAAACUUUUAUCUUUACCAAAAAAAUAUUACCGGAAUAAAGAAAACGUUUAUCAAAACUGAAACUUAUCAGGAAGUCAUUCAACAUUUAUCCAACAACCUUAAUACCAUAAAAGUCCUUUAUUUGCUGAAAAAAAUUAUUAAUUUUCUCAAUAAAAGCAUCGUGGAGGAAAAAUUUACUGUUGAGUUAGAGGAAAAAAUUAGCGAUUUAUAUUUCAUUCUGAACAUUUUGGGUUUUAAGUUUGAUGUACCUACUUAUGAUUUUUCUACCAAACUACUUAUUAAAAAAUUAACCCAACUCCUCAAAAAAGACCAGCGGCUAAUAAUAGACGGUCAUCUUGCCAAAAACAAAAUUAUCGAAUUAGCAUUCCAAUUAGACAAAGAACUUUUAAAACUCUUACUUUCUUCCCCAGAAAUUAAAAAAGCAUUUUUCCAAGAAGUAGAAAAUAUUCUGGUUUUUGACAAAAUAAAAUUUCAAAGUUUCGUUUCUAACAAACAAUUUCUCCCGGAUAGUUUUACUAAAUAUAAAAACAAAAUAGGAUUAACCGCUAACGGACAAUAUCUCGCUGACAUAUUAACUAAUUUUCAAAAAUACGAAGCAGGAAAAGAAGUGCCAAUUAACGAUAUUUUGCCAAACGACAAUUUAAUUAUCAAAGGCAAUAAUCUUUUUUCUCUUUAUUCACUAAAAGGAAAGUAUCAGGGCAAAAUCAAAUUAAUUUACAUUGACCCUCCUUAUAAUCCGGAUAGUAAAUCUAAUACUUUUGUUUACAAUAAUGCUAAAAAGUUAUUAACUUUUGAUGGUUGUUUAAUUGUGGCAAUUGACAAAAACGAACAAGCUGAAUUAACUGUUUUACUGAAAGAAAUAUUUCGCGGUUAUGAAAUUCAUGUUAUAACUAUCGUUCAUAAUCCAAGAGGAGCCCAAGGUGCUAAUUUUUCUUAUACUCAUGAAUACGCUAUUUUUGUUAUUCCCGAAGGCAAAAAAACGAUUGGCGGAGAGAGUUUGAGAACGGACGCUAAAAAUUGUUUUUAUCCUAUUAUUAUUGAAAAUGAAAAAGUAAUCGGUUUUGGAGAAGUAGUUGCCGACGAUUAUCAUCCGGAAAAGCAGACGACCGAGAAAGAAGGUCAAUUUUAUGUUUGGCCUAUCGAUAAGGACAAAGUUGAAAGAAAAUGGCGUUAUGCUCGCCAAACGGGAAACGACAAAAAUGCUAUCAUUUUAGACUUUUUUGCUGGCAGCGGCACCACGGCUCAUGCGGUAUUAGAACUUAAUAAGCAAGAUGGAGGAAACCGGAAAUUUAUCAUUUGCGAACAAAUGGAUUAUGUUGAAACCGUAACCAAAGAAAGAAUUAGAAAAGUUUGUGAAAUUGAUAAUAAAGAAAUUUGGGAGCAAAUGAAAAAAAAUGGGUUUUUGAGUUAUAAACUGGAACCCAAAAACAUUGAUAAUUCCAAAAAAGAAUUUUCUGAACUAUCUUUUCCCGACCAGCAAAAAUUCUUAAUUACCCUUUUGGAUAAAAAUCUUUUGUAUGUUCCUUAUUGUGAUAUGGAAGAUGAAAGUUAUGAAAUGUCCGAGGAAUUAGGAAAGAAAAACAUUAAGUCUACUUCACUUCCGUCAAUAAUAAACGAAAAUCUUAACCCCAAAUUUUCCCUUCGUGACUAUCAAAAGGAAAAUUUUGAAGGCAAACCAAAUCAACACCAACUCCUAUUUCUAAUGGCAACCGGCAGUGGCAAAACUUUAAUGAUGGCCGGACUGAUUUUGUAUUUAUAUCAACAAGGCUAUCGUAAUUUUCUCUUUUUUGUUAAUAGCACUAAUAUUAUUGAUAAGACCAGAGAUAAUUUUUUGAAUGAUACUUCAAUUAAAUAUCUUUUUAAUAAAACCAUUUCUUUUGAUAACAAAAAAAUUACUCUACGCGAAGUAGACAAUUUUCAAACUACCGAUAACGAUAAUAUUAAUAUUUGUUUUGAAACUAUUCAAGGGCUUCAUUCUCGUUUAAAUAUUCCUCGUGAAAAUAGUUUGACUUAUGAAGAUUUUCAAGACCAGAAAAUUGUUCUUAUUUCUGAUGAAGCACACCACAUCAAUGUGGAAACUAAAUCUGACUCAAAACCUUCCAAAGAGGAAAAAGAAGAAAUAAAAAAAUAUGCUCCUAGACUUAUUUUCGAUUAUCCUCUCAAGCAGUUUCGCCGUGAUGGUUAUUCCAAAGAAGUAAGAGUAUUACAAACGGACGCCGAAAUUUUUGAACGUGCUCUCCAAGCCGUAUUACUGAGCCAAUAUCGCCGCAAAAUAUUUGAAAAAAAUGGAAAAAUAAUAAAACCGGUUAUUUUAUUUAAAUCUAAAACUAUUAAGGAAAGUGAAGAAUUUCAAGAAAGAUUUAUAAGGGGCAUAGCAACGCUUACAAGUGAUAAACUUAAAGAAACUGAAGCCAAUUCCAAAGACGAAACUUUAAUAAAAUCAUUCAAAUAUUUUGCUAGUAAUAAUAUCUCCUUAGAUAAUUUGGUUGCCGAACUACAAGAAGAUUUUUCGGCCGAAAAAACGCUCUCGGUUAAUAGCCAAAAUGAAAGUGAAAAAAAUCAAUUAGCCGUGAAUACUUUGGAGGACCCUAAUAAUGAAUACCGGGCCAUUUUUGCGGUUGAUAAACUUAAUGAAGGUUGGGAUGUGCUUAAUCUUUUUGAUAUCGUUCGUUUGUAUGAUACCCGAGAUACCAAAAAUAAUAUUCCCGGACCAACUACCAUUAAAGAGGCUCAAUUAAUCGGCCGCGGGGCUCGCUAUUGCCCUUUCAAAAUUAAUGAAACUGACGACCCUUCUAAACGAAAAUUUGACCGCGACCUCCAAAAUGAAAUGCGGGUUUGUGAAGAAUUAUACUAUCACAGCAACUAUAAUCCUCGUUAUAUCCAAGAAUUAACUUCGGCUCUGAUAAAGACCGGAAUUAUCCCGGAUAAUACCAUCAAAAGAAAACUUAUCAUUAAAAAAGAAUUUAAAGAUACGGAAUUUUACCAGUCUGCACUUUACAAAUUCGAAUUUUAUUCAUUUUCUAAUUUGAAAAAAUGGUUUCCUAAUUUAGAAAAACUGGAUGAGCUUAUUAAAAACGAAAAGUAUUUAGGAGGAGUAAAAAUAACUGUUUCUGGUCUGGAAUCUCAGUUCCAAGAAUUAAAACCCGAGGAUGAAAUUAAUAUUUUAACAAAAACUAUCGAACAAAUUACUUCUAAUUUGGUUUCCAACAGUCCUGAAUUCAGAGGAAGUAAAGAAUUUAAACACAUCUUAUUAAAGAAAAAAAUUGAUGAUAAGGAACUCAAUUUUGCCCCAAAUGAAA